AUGGUCCACGCCGAUGCGUCCAACUUUGCCGAGGGCGUCACCAAGGAUGAUGCCUAUGAGCAGGUGCUGUUGCAGGCCGAAGGGCUCUUUUACGGUCAACGCAACUGGGUUCCCUCACUACUAUGGCAUGCCUACAAGUCGCUUGGCGCCCCAAGCAAUGAAGUAAACUGGGCAGGAUUCUAUGUGCUGGAUCCCACGAAACAGGACCAGCUCAUUCUGGGACCAUUCCAGGGCAAAGUUGCCUGCCAGACGAUCCCCUUUGGACGAGGCGUAUGCGGUGCUGCUGCCGCCACCAAGACCACGCAACUAGUCGAGGAUGUGGAGAAGUUCCCCGGCCACAUUGCGUGUGACAGCGAGAGCAAGAGCGAGAUUGUGGUUCCCAUCGUAUCGGGCGAUAGAGUCGUCGCAAUCAUUGACGUUGACUGCGCCGUCCUGAAUGGAUUUGACGAGACGGACAAGAAGAACCUGGAGCAGCUUGCGGAGCUUCUGGCCAAGGGAUGUGAUUGGUAG
Trichoderma gamsii is the source of this 510-nucleotide messenger RNA. Its product is annotated as GAF protein. The record is from RefSeq and is a predicted model, not a curated record. Gene Ontology annotation, molecular function: protein binding; L-methionine (R)-S-oxide reductase activity. Bases 1 to 510 code for a protein of 169 amino acids. The transcript is spliced from 4 exons. Gene Ontology annotation, cellular component: cytosol. Lineage: Eukaryota; Fungi; Ascomycota; Sordariomycetes; Hypocreales; Hypocreaceae.